AUGGAAGAUCCACUUUUACUGGUAGACGGUCAGUCCAUCACCGCGAAUCCAAAGCCGACGCCGACAUGGUGGACGGACUUCACGGCGGAGCUGAAGAACGUCAGUCGCAUGGCGGCGCCGUUGGCCACCGUGACCGUUUCUCAGUAUCUAUUGCCUGUCAUCUCGAUCAUGGUCGCCGGCCACCGCGGCGAGCUCCAGCUUUCCGGCGUCGCUCUUGCCACCUCUUUCGCAAACGUCACCGGUUUCAGCAUCAUGUAUGGAUUAGCUGGUGCACUUGAAACUCUGUGUGGCCAAGCUUUUGGUGCAAAACAAUAUGCCAAAAUCGGAACUUUCACUUACUCUGCAAUUGUUUCCAACGUACCCAUUUGUUUACUCAUAUCGAUUCUCUGGAUUUAUGUGGACCAACUCUUGAUUUUAAUCGGACAAGACCCUGACAUCUCUGGAGUAGCUGGUUCCUACGCGGUCUGGCUCAUACCGGCUUUGUUAGCUCAAGCGGUUCAACAACCGUUGACUCGGUUUCUCCAGACUCAGGGUUUUGUUCUACCUCUUCUCUACUGUUCCUUAACUACACUUUUGUUCCAUAUACUCCUUUGCUGGACUCUGGUCUACACGUUUGGCCUCGGAAGCAAUGGAGCCGCCUUGGCGAUUUGUCUGUCUUACUGGUUUAAUGUCUUGAUUAUUGCUUGCUAUGUGAGAUUCUCUAGCUUCUUCGAGGAGACUCGCCGCUUUAUAGCUGAUGAUUUUGUGUCGGGCGUCAAGCAGUAUUUCCUUUACGGUAUACCAUCAGCUGCAAUGAGUUGCUUAGAAUGGUGGUGUUUUGAGCUCCUUGUAUUGGCCUCAGGACUCCUCCCUAACCCGAAACUCGAGACCUCUGUUCUUUCAGUUUGUCUUACAACAGGAUCUCUCCACUAUGUCAUUCCAAUGGGUAUCGCGGCUGCUGGAAGUACAAGGAUUUCAAACGAAUUGGGAGCCGGGAAUCCUGAGGUCGCAAAGCUGGCAGUGUUUGCCGGUGUUUUCCUUUGGUUCAUAGAGGCUACCAUUUGUUGCACACUUCUCUUCAUUUUCAGGGAUGUAUUUGGCUACGCCUUCAGCAACAGCAAAGAAGUUGUAGACUAUGUCACAGAGCUAUCUCCUUUGCUCUGCCUCUCAUUUAUCGUCGAUGGAUUUGCUGCAGUGCUUGGUGGGGUUGCUAGAGGAAGUGGGUGGCAACAUAUUGGAGCUUGGGCAAAUGUGGUGGCUUACUAUUUCAUCGGGGCUCCGGUUGGACUUUUCUUAGGAUUUUGGUGUCACAUGAACGGCAAAGGGCUAUGGAUCGGUGUGGUGAUUGGGUCUCUGUCCCAAGGCGUCAUAUUGGCUAUAGUCACUGCUUGCAUGAGUUGGAACGAGCAGGCAGCAAAGGCAAGAAAGAGGAUUGUUGUAGGGACUUCUUCGUUUGGCAAUGAAUCUGCUUGA
Molecule: messenger RNA, 1452 nt
Organism: Arabis nemorensis
Lineage: Eukaryota; Viridiplantae; Streptophyta; Magnoliopsida; Brassicales; Brassicaceae
Source: the annotation of a GenBank genome assembly